GUUACAGCGUGAAGUGUGAGUACACGGCACACAAGGAGGGGGUGCUGAAGGAGGAGAUGGUCCUGGCCAGCGAGGCCGGCGAAGGAGCCACCAUCAGGGUCGUGGUCCAAGCCCGUGUCAUGGACCGGCACCACGGCACCCCGAUGCUGCUGGACGGGGUGCGCUGCAUCGGCGCCGAGCUGGAGUACGACUCGGAGCAGAGCGACUGGCACGGCUUCGACUAG
Molecule: messenger RNA, 224 nt
Organism: Nestor notabilis (Kea)
Lineage: Eukaryota; Metazoa; Chordata; Aves; Psittaciformes; Psittacidae
Gene: ADISSP
Product: chromosome unknown open reading frame, human C20orf27
Exons: 2
Source: RefSeq, a predicted model, not a curated record